UGGCGAGUUCCGCCUAGUUUCUCCUUUAGCCGGCCCGAGGGACGGGACGGAUCCUGUGCGGGGCACGGAGCCUGAGUAACUCCUCCUGUUUGAGAUGUCGUCCAGCGAUAAGAAUGGGGGCAGCCGGUCGAGCACCAGCAGCAGCCGCCUGCAGAGCAGGAAGCCCCCCGACCUCUCCAUCACCAUUCCACCAGUGGAGCUACAGGAGGAAAGCAACCCACAAGUGCCUCUGAAAAACCCAGUGUAUCAAAAGAGCGUGAGCCUACAGGAGCCCAGAGGGAAAAGGGAUGAGAACGCGUUGGAGAGACGUCCCGGCUUCCACAGACAGACUUCCCUGACCCAGAGCAUCCGCAAGGGGACAGCCCAGUGGUUUGGUGUCAGCAGUGACUGGGAGGGAAAGCGGGAGGUCUGGCAACGCAAGAGCCGGCAGCACUGCAGCAUUCGAUAUGGCAAGCUCAAGGCCCCCUACCGAGACAUGGAGCUACCCAGUCAGGAGGUGCCCUCCUUCCAAGGCACCGAGUCACCGAAGCCAUGCAAGCUGCCCAAGAUCGUAGACCCUUUGGCCAGAGGCCGUCCAUUCCGGCAUCCGGAUGAAGUCGAUCGUCCUCGGACCCCUCACCCUGUUCUACCACCCCAGACGCCUGGAGUCCUCUCCCUGACCUCCUUCACCAGCGUGCGGUCGGGCUACACCCGUUUGCCCCGUAGGAAGCGGGAGUCUGUCGCCCACAUGAGCUUCAGGGCAGCUGCGGCUAUCCUCAGAGGACGUUCAGUUUUGGAGCCCUCGGCAUCGAAACAGAGAGGCAACAAGCGGAGCUUCCUGUAUCCCAGCAUCCUGGAUGAGGACAUGGUGGAUGCUGCAGAUACGCUGGACUCCUCAUUCUUCAGUAAGAUAGAUGCGCACGAGGAGAUGUAUUCCAUGCCGGAUGAAGUGUUCGAAUCGCCACCCCUCUCAGCCGCUUACUUCCAAGGGCUUCCUCCCCUGGACGGCGCCCGAUCCUCUGAGGUGGAGCAACCUGUUCUGAAGGAAGGUGUCGGGGUCUCGGUGUCGGCAGUCCCCGGUCCCAAGAGAGGCAAGCGGAUCGCUUCCAAAGUGAAGCACUUCGCCUUUGACCGCAAGAAGCGAUACUACGGGCUGGGGGUGGUGGGCAAGUGGCUGAACAGGACGUACCGCCGGAGCAUCAGCAGCGUAGUCCAGUCUCAGUUGGAGAACACAGACAGUCACAGGCCGUAUUUCACCUAUUGGCUCACCUUCGUCCAUAUCAUCAUCACCCUGCUGGUUAUCUGCACGUAUGGCAUCGCGCCAAUCGGGUUUGCCCAGCACGUGACGGCGGAGUUAGUGCUGAGGAACAAAGGUGUGUAUGAGAGUGUGAAGUACAUCCAGCAGGAGAACUUCUGGAUUGGCCCGGGCUCGAUCGACCUGAUCCACCUGGGAGCCAAGUUCUCCCCUUGCAUCCGCAAGGACCAGCAGGUUGAGAAGCGCAUUCAAAAAGAGAGGGACCAGGAGCGUAACUCGGGCUGCUGCGUCCAAAACGACAACUCGGGCUGCAUCCAGACUCAGCGAAAAGACUGUUCGGAGACGUUAGCUACUUUCACAAAGUGGCCAGACUCUAACUCCCCGACGAUCCUUGGCAAUUCUAGCUGGAAGCGAAUGUCCGGGGCUGUAUGCCAUCAGGACCCCAGGACGUGCGAGGAGCCGGCCUCCACUCCGCCUCACGUCUGGCCAGAUGACAUUACCAAGUGGCCGAUUUGCACCUAUCAAGCCAAAAACAACCACACAGGCUUUUUGCACCUGGACUGUGAGAUCAAAGGGAGACCGUGCUGUAUCAGUACCAAAGGCAGCUGCGAGAUCACUACGCGGGAAUACUGCGAGUUCAUGCACGGCUACUUCCACGAGGAGGCAACUCUCUGCUCGCAGGUCCAUUGCUUGGAUGAUGUGUGUGGCCUCCUCCCCUUCCUGAACCCAGAAAUCCCCGAUCAGUUCUACAGACUCUGGCUGUCCCUUUUCCUUCACGCCGGGAUAGUUCACUGCCUGGUAUCCGUGAUCUUCCAGAUGACAGUCCUCAGGGAUUUGGAGAAGCUGGCAGGCUGGCAUAGGAUCUCAAUCAUCUUCAUCCUCAGCGGCAUCACUGGCAACCUGGCCAGUGCCAUCUUCCUUCCAUACCGGGCAGAGGUUGGCCCUGCUGGAUCCCAGUUUGGCUUGCUGGCCUGCCUCUUUGUGGAGCUCUUUCAAAGCUGGCAGAUCCUAGAGAAGCCCUGGAAGGCUUUUCUGAACCUCUUUGGGAUCGUCCUCUUUCUGUUUCUGUGCGGCCUCCUGCCUUGGAUCGACAAUAUUGCCCACAUCUUCGGCUUCCUCAGCGGCCUCCUACUGUCCUUUGCCUUCCUCCCCUACAUCACCUUUGGCACCGGGGACAAGUACCGCAAGCGGGCCAUGAUCAUUGUCUCCAUGCUGGUCUUUCUGGGUCUCUUUGCGUCCCUGGUGAUCUGGCUCUACGUCUACCCCAUCAACUGGCACUGGAUCGAGUAUCUCACCUGCCUGCCCUUCACCAGCAAGUUCUGCGAGAAGUAUGACCUGGACCAGGUUUUGCACUGACCCCCUCAGCCUGGAGACAGGGCAGGAUGGGGCAGAGGUUUUAACAUGGAAAGUUGGCACCAGGUGGAUUUUCUCAGUGACUGGGAAAGUGACUUCAAAUCAGGGUGCAACGGAGAGGGGUGACGUUGCUGUUAAGUGCCCCAGUCCUCUUCUCGGCUGUCUAAAGCCAUGCAGGAUGUUCACUCAGGGCUAGGCCUGCCUCAGAGCCACAGUCUGUCCCUUAGCGCUGGUGCUGGGCAGGUGCUGUUAUUUUGGGGACAAGGGGGGGAGCUGCCCUGGUUGGUCACUGCUGGAUGUGGGAAGGAGUGGAGCUGAACUGACCUGGUUUGCAUUUCGUCCGGCCAACGUGGGACAGAUCUGUCACCCCACAUUGAAAAGCCAUAAUCCCCAGGUGCAGCUGCUGGCCUGGGAGCCCAGCAGCCACUUCACCUGGGAAAGACUCGAACCAAAUUGGGAACGUGGGAGGCUUUGGUGCUUUUGUUCCAUGCUGGGAAAGGCCUCCAGUGGCAGGCCGUGCUCUGAGGUGACGGCCCUGUGCAGGGACUUGUGUUGCCGAACAGCCCCCUCCAGUGCCUCUCCCUCUCACCCUCCGUGAAUCCUUCCAUGGCGAAACUGCUGGAUCCUUCCUUAUGGGACUGAAGCCCCAAGAAUGAGGCGUUUCAGGGCUUGCCUUGAAAGCACCUGAAUGACACUCCUUGAGCUCCGUCAGCAAAAUCUGCCUCUUUUCCUCCCCCUCUCCCCCCCGCUGCAUCUCUUUCAAUGGUCUCCCUUUCCUGACCUGCCCUUCCCUCCUUCUGCCUAAUGGCG
Molecule: messenger RNA, 3397 nt
Organism: Terrapene triunguis (Three-toed box turtle)
Lineage: Eukaryota; Metazoa; Chordata; Testudines; Emydidae
Gene: RHBDF2
Product: rhomboid 5 homolog 2
Exons: 18
Coding region: 95-2590 (831 amino acids)
Biological process (GO): regulation of epidermal growth factor receptor signaling pathway; regulation of protein secretion
Cellular component (GO): endoplasmic reticulum membrane
Molecular function (GO): serine-type endopeptidase activity
Source: RefSeq, a predicted model, not a curated record